GAAAAUGAGUUAAUUUUCUUCAUGUAGUUAGAAACCUUUCUUUUUCAUAGGUAACAUGGUCAUUAUUUGGAGUUAGUUUGAGAACAAGAGAUAACACCCCAGCACAGAGCUAAUAUUUUUAAUUGCUCAGGUCUGAGAGCCAGGGGCAUUCUGAGUGCUCUGCCAACAGGUGUGAGGCAUUGAAGAAGGGGAGCAUGGAUGGGGCAGAGCUUGACUGACAUCCAGGCUGAUCAAUAAGAGUAUUCCGUCCCAUUAGCAUCAUGCUUCAUUUUUAAGGAGAGUUGGGAUCUGCUGGUCUCUCUCUCGGGUGCUUUCUCUCUCGUGCGUUCUUCUUCAUUCUUUUUGUCCAAGCUGGGGGGAGUUCAGUUUGGCAUGUUUAGUUCAGCCUUUUGCCAUUUUGCAGAGGCCUCUGGGCCUUUCUGCCUUUUUUCCUUUUUUUCUCUCUUCAGGAUCGGCUGUUGGGACCAGGUGCUGCUUCCUGGGACUGGCUGCUUGGUGUGGAUGGAGUUUGUGAGGAAUUGCCUUGAGUAUCUUUUAUUUUAUAUUCUGUUUCUAAUUUGUAUAUAAAUUUACUAGUAGUUUAUUAGUAUUUUGUUAUUUGAUUAAACUGUGUUUAUCUCAAUCCAAGUUUCUCCCUUCCCUUUCCAUUCUCUCCCCUAUUUGGGGGGGAUGUGGGAUGGGGAGGGUGUUGAACUUAGUAGUAAGUAUGGACUUGGACUUCUAAACAGAAUUUUUAUAAUAUAAUUUUUAUAAUAUAUUCAUAAGAAUGACAGUUCUUGACAGGUAGCAAAUCAUUAACUGUGUCACAUGGUUACCAUGUGAUUUUAGUUUCAGUUUGUGUUAUAUCAGUAAGCCCUUUAACUUUUCUUGGGCUUUUUCAGGUCUUGUAAGGGUAUGGAUGGGAAACCUGUGAAUAUAUGUGCAAAUCUACAUUUUUUUAAGCUGAAAAUUUUCUAUCCAUGGCCAGUAUUAAGGUUACCAUGAGCAAAAUGUAAACCCUGUUUCUUACCAGCCAGUCCAAGGCUUUUUCAAGACUAGAUUCGUUGUUCAAGAUAAUUAUGAGACUGUGAGCAAGCUGACAUGCUUGAAAAUGUGUGGCUCCUCAUUUAUCUCAGCUUAUCUGUUGGGUUCCCAUACCACCACAAUGUCUGAUAGAUCUGCAGAUUGCUGGCAUGACAGCAGUUUGAACAGUAUCUGUGUCAGAAGUAGAAGUCAGCUGGCUCACGGCUACUCUUCAUGCUGUUGUUUUAGAGGAGUCUGGACAUAGCCUGUAAAACUUCCGUUCUUUUGAGGGGUAAUGUGAUAAUCACAGAAUCACAGAAUGUUAGGGAUUGGAAGGGACCUCAAAAGAUCAUCUAAUCCAAUCCGCCUGCCGGAGCAGGAACACCUAGAUGAGGUAAUUCCUCUUUGCAAAGUGCCCAAAUAUGAAACGAUAAGGAGGCUGUAAAGAGGGACACAUCCCAUUACCCUAUUUAUUCAGUUCAGGCACAAAAUUAGAGGCUACUCCUUGUCAGUCAAGUGUCUAAUACAGUAUCACUCAUUAAAUAUGAACCUUGAUAUACUGCCUACUUUGGCAAUGAAUUGCCUACCCGAAGAAAUUUCUGUUUGUAUCCAGUUAUUGACUUAACUUUUACUGUUGGGUUCCCUGCAACAAACAAAUAGUGAACCUGUUUGGGGUUUUGGAUUUUUAAAAAAAUCUGUUCUAAAAGCCAUGUGUAAUGUUCUUGUCACAAAAAAAAAAGCAUACAGUUUGACGAAGGUGGUACCUCAAGUUGCAGAAUGACAUGAUGUUCUUACACAGAGUAAAUACAGUUUUCUUUGGAAUUUUCUUGAGUGAGCCCUAGUAAUAAACUAUCAAGUUGUUUUGCACACGGGUUUUCAGUUAUGAAACACUUGUAAACAUUAAGUUCAGUUUAUGCUGGACUUUGUACUGAAGUCCACUUCCCUGAAUCUGACUGUGAAUUAGAUAUAAAUUGCAUUAGUGAUCUGAAAGACAUUAGUGGUAUUUUUUUUGGAGAGGAGAGGAUAGGAAAGAACAGUGAAAGGAUUCCAGCUGUCUCAGCUGUAGGAUUACCUGAUCUUUCUGACCUGUUUGGGGCCGGGGAAUGAAACCUAAGUAUGAGAUAAAGCAAGAGGCUAGAAAUAUCUAAGGUGUAGAUUAACAAAAAAGAAAAAAAAAGAAAAAAAAAGAAAAAAAAAAGAAAAAAAAAACAAAACAAACAAAAACGUUUAGAAACCCAGCACCCUUUUAUGCUGUUACAUUCCCACUUGUCUUCAUUAGGAAAUGAAGAGCUUAAGUUCUCUUUUUCUGCAGUUGUACUUGGGUAGACUAGGCCAGUCAACACAAGUGAAGAAUAGUCAUUACCUUUGUUCAUAAGAUAUUAACCAAUUGUUUCACUUCAUUCCUCUGUGGCAGCGUGCCUAAAUUCACAAAAAUCCACAGGAAACUUGCCUCUGCACAGCCUGCCCCUGCCCCAGGUUCCCUGGCACAGCUGUUUCUCGUGUAUUCUCUGCUGCUGCUUGGUGGUGGCACCAGCCCAAACCCAGUUCUUUGGUGUGUCCUGCAUACUAUCCUUUGAGAUUGCUGCCAGCAGCUUUUUCUCAGAUAAGCAAAUGAAAUAAGGGACUUUGUCAUUUUAAUGUUUAUAGCUUUGCAGAGGUGGAAAUGAAUCAGACAGAGUGAACUACCUUAUAGCUUUUCUGUUUCACCUGACGAAUACCACAGUUCUACAGAGGAAAGUUGUCUAAGGACUACUCAAAGAGGUCACAAGGAUCCUUGCAAUUUUAAUCAAUGGACCAGUAAUGAAGAAUGACUCCACCAGUUAGGCAAUUUACCAUUAUCUUUUCCAGAAUAGACGUGUAUCAGUGAAGUUAAUUAAUAUUUAAAUCAAGAAUACAGAAAAAAGCAAAUCCCUUUGCCAUAACAAGAAUGUGUAGCUCAACUUUCUUUUGUAUAAAGCACUAUGAACAGGUGAUAUCAUCAGGAAAAAGACUCCAUUGUAGGAAAGUAUUUAGACUAAUUUGGACUUUCCUUUACAUGAAGUGAGGAGAGAAUGACAACAGUGACAGUCUAAUGCAUGAUGAAGUUUACUAAGCAGGAUUUUAUUUUUUUAGUUGGUGGAAUUAUAAUUUAUGUAGUUGACAUUGGAGUGGACUUCUGGGUAGCUAGUAAAUAUUUCUGUCAAGGACAAUAUUCUUGGAGUAUAUUAAUAUUGAGUUUUAGAGGUCUUUCAUCAUUAAUAACUCAGGUAUUCAGUUACGAGUGGUUUAAAAAUGAUUGGGAAGGUACUGAUACUGGGAAGCUGAAAUGGAUUUUUCUAGUUCAUCUCUUUCAGUGUGGAAUUUUUAUAAGGUAUUGGUUUGCUUUGAAGUAUGGCUGCCAAGCUGCAUUUAAACAAAACAGUGGUGGAGAUGCAUCAGAAACAGACCCUCCCAACUUCAUUCAAAAACAAGUCAUUGAUGUAGUGACUGAUAUUAACAUGCUCAGAGUAUUCAAGACAUUUCUUGAGACUACGCCACAGCUUUUUGUCCAGAUUUACAUCCUCAUGGAACACAGCAAAAAUAAUUUCUGUCAAUAUGCUGCCAUUUUUAUGUCUUUUUGUGGUAUCUCCAUUUCAACGGUUGAUUAUCAGGUAUCAUUACGAAAAUCUCUGCCUGAUAAAGAUGAAUUUCAUGUGCUUUCCAAGUUAGUGUAUCUCUUGUAUAAACUGUUUACCAUCACUUCUUGGAUACUCAGUAUUUCACUGAUCACUCUACUAAGUGUUAGAACUUCUGUAAUUCUGCUGAUAUUUCUUUGGAUCUGUGGCUUCACCUGGACUUUGAAACAACAUACGACAUUUUGCAAAUCUAUGAAGAUGGAAUAUCUGUACAGAACUGUUGUUGGAAUAAUUCUAAUUUUUACGUUUUUUAACAUAAAGGGGAGAAAAACAAACUGUUGCAUUUCUAUUUAUUAUGCCACUCACACUGUUGUAACACUAGGUAUUUUGCUUGUGUAUAUGUUUUGGAAACCUUCUGUUAUUAAGGGAAUAGAUUUUAUCAUUGUGAGUAUCUUAACUGUUCUUAGUCUGGUGUUAGGCAUUAUUUUUCUUGCUGUUUAUUAUAGACGUUUUCAUCCCACUGCUUAUUGCAGGCCACAGGCAUGCUCGGAUGAAGUUGAUGGAGAGGCAGAGCAAAAAGAUAGAGUGAAAACCAGUAGAUUUCAAAAUUUCGUAAUGCAAUGAACAGUAUAGAUUUGUGUGUGUGUAUGUGUGUGUACUUCAAAGCAAAUACCUGUUGGACAGUCUCUCUGCCCUUGUUUCUUGUGUAUUGUCAUUGAGUACUACAUAACGGACUGAAGUUAUUUCCUCUAAAUAACUAUUGUUUUCUGUGAUGCUGUACAAAGCCUUUAUAACAUGAAACUCUGUGCGAGUCAAAGUUAAUUUUGAAAAAGAAGCAAUUUAAUCUAUCCAUCCAACACAAUUUGCUGUUUUAGUUAUUAGCAAUGCAAAUAAAAUAUAAGAAAAGCUAAAAGUUAAUAAGAUGAAA
This is a messenger RNA of Columba livia (rock pigeon), 4524 nucleotides long. RefSeq names its product XK related 9 (gene XKR9). Gene Ontology annotation, cellular component: plasma membrane. The record is from RefSeq and is a predicted model, not a curated record. NCBI's taxonomy places the organism in Eukaryota, Metazoa, Chordata, Aves, Columbiformes, Columbidae. The coding region runs from base 3078 to 4220 and encodes 380 amino acids. Gene Ontology annotation, biological process: apoptotic process involved in development; phosphatidylserine exposure on apoptotic cell surface; engulfment of apoptotic cell. The transcript is spliced from 5 exons.